AUUCACUUUAGUUCGUCUGGUAAUUAUUUUGUCAGUAGUGUGAACUUGGCUGCCAAGCUGUCUCUUUUGUCUCCCAUGUGUUUCUUUUUAGUCCACUAGACUGAAUAUUCUAACAUCUCAAUCAUGCUCAAAUUGACUGGUUGAGGCCUGUUCAACUUGGUUACCGAGUCUGACUCUGUUUCCUCGCAGUUUCUGAAGUCACCAUCUAUAUCGUUUGUGAAGUUGAUUGAUAUAUUCUUCCUCAUAUAUGUUAAAUAUCCCAUUCACUUCACUUGUAAACACCUAAACAGAUUCUGAAGUUUCAAGUAUGGUGCCAAGCAUGGAGGAGCCCCUUGUUGCGAGCAACACUGAGAAGACACAAGGGCCAGGACACAGCCUUGUGGUGAUUGAGGUCAAGAAGCAGCUUUACCUUGCUGGCCCUCUCAUCGCCGGAGGCCUCCUACAGAACGUCGUCCAGAUGAUAUCUGUCAUGUUUGUCGGUCAUCUCGGCGAGCUUGCUCUCUCCAGUGCCUCCAUCGCCACAUCCUUUGCCGGUGUCACCGGCUUCAGCUUGCUGGCAGGCAUGUCGAGCAGCUUGGACACACUGUGUGGGCAAGCCUUCGGAGCAAAGCAGUACCAUCUUCUUGGUAUCUACAAGCAGAGAGCAAUCUUUGUGCUCACUCUGGUGAGUGUUGUGGUUGCUGUAAUCUGGGCCUACACCGGCCAGAUCCUUCUGUUCUUCGGCCUGGACCCAGAAAUUGCCAUGGGAGCAGGGACUUACAUCCGGUGGUUGACUCCAGCAUUGUUUGUGUAUGGACCGCUUCAAUGCCAAAUCCGGUUCCUGCGGACACAAAACAUUGUCCUCCCAGUGAUGCUGAGCUCUGGUGUCAUGGCCCUGAGCCAUGUCCUGGUUUGCUGGUUGCUGGUUUACAAGCUUGGCCUGGGCAACAGUGGUGCUGCCUUGGCCAAUACCAUCUCUUACCUGGUCAAUUUUUUAGUCUUGGCUCUCUAUGUCAGGUUCUCUCAAUCUUGUAAGAACACAUGGACAGGGUUAUCAACGGAGGCAUUUCAUGACAUCCUUAGUUUCUUGAGGCUCGCCGUUCCAUCUGCUCUGAUGGUUUGUUUGGAGUGGUGGUCAUUCGACCUCAUGGUACUUCUUACUGGAUUUCUCCCAAAUCCUAAGCUCGAGGCGUCAGUAUUGUCCAUCAGUUUAAAUACGGUUGUGUUAGUAUUCAGGAUCCCCUCUGGGCUUGGUGCAGCUAUAAGCACCCGUGUCGCAAAUGAGCUUGGUGCUGGGCGACCGCAUGCUGCCCGCCUAGCUACCCGUGUGAUCAUGGCCCUGGGUGUCGUGUCAGGCGUAUCACUCGGUCUUCUUGUGAUUUUAGUGCGCAAUUUGUGGGGUUAUGCAUACAGCAACGAGGAGGAAGUGGUGAAGUACGUUGCCAGAAUUAUGCCCAUUCUUGCCGUCACAUUCUUGUUUGAUGACCUGCAGUGUGUUCUUUCAGGUAUUCUUAGGGGUUGUGGCUUCCAAAAGAUUGGCGCCAUCAUCAAUCUCAGUGCAUACUAUCUUGUUGGCAUUCCGGCAGCUUUAUGUUUUGCUUUUCUCUACCACUUUGGUGGAAUGGGAAUGUGGCUCGGAAUAGUCUGCGGGCUUGUUGUGCAGGUGCUAUUGCUCUUGUUCAUUACCUUGUCCACCAACUGGGAGAAAGAAGCUUUGAAGGCGAAGAACAGAGUUUUCGGUUCGUCCCCACCUACAGACUCGACGACAUGAGACGUGUAGGACGCACAAUAUUCUUGGGAAAUUUGUCCAAGAAGAUGUGCAGGGAGACAACGAACCCAUGAAGAAUUGGGCUCUAUGUAAACUGCUUCGUCUCGAUGCACCAGCAUGGCACUUUCUUCAAUGAAACAUCUGCAAAUGAGCUUCCAAUGCGGCAUGGCACUUGAUAAGGGAAUAAGAAUGUUUAUUCUACUAUAAUCGACCUUAUGGAUCCAGGGUUUCCUUGGAGGAUUUACCAGACCAAUUUCUUCAUAAAGAUUAGAAUGGCCAAGGACCUAGGUUCCCUGUGAGAAUUGCAUAUACUUGGUUCUCUUAUUGUAUAUUUGAAGGAUGCCAACACAAGUGAUUAAUUAAGGGUCACUCAUAACCUAGAAAUGGAACCAGUCAAAUGUUCAGUAAAACAUGAAGAGAUGUUUAAACUUUGUAUAUAUGUUCUUCAGACCCAAAAAUGACGAAAUCACUGGAGGAGAGAUUAAUUCUGUUA
Messenger RNA from Brachypodium distachyon (stiff brome), 2240 nucleotides. Its product is annotated as protein DETOXIFICATION 16. Gene Ontology annotation, molecular function: xenobiotic transmembrane transporter activity; antiporter activity. The record is from RefSeq and is a predicted model, not a curated record. NCBI's taxonomy places the organism in Eukaryota, Viridiplantae, Streptophyta, Magnoliopsida, Poales, Poaceae. Bases 308 to 1750 code for a protein of 480 amino acids. Gene Ontology annotation, cellular component: membrane. The transcript is spliced from 8 exons. Gene Ontology annotation, biological process: xenobiotic detoxification by transmembrane export across the plasma membrane.